This is a messenger RNA of Ipomoea nil (Japanese morning glory), 2425 nucleotides long. RefSeq names its product LRR receptor-like serine/threonine-protein kinase EFR. Gene Ontology annotation, molecular function: protein binding; ATP binding. Gene Ontology annotation, cellular component: plasma membrane. The record is from RefSeq and is a predicted model, not a curated record. The coding region runs from base 1 to 2268 and encodes 755 amino acids. The transcript is spliced from 3 exons. NCBI's taxonomy places the organism in Eukaryota, Viridiplantae, Streptophyta, Magnoliopsida, Solanales, Convolvulaceae.
AUGGGGGAGAAGGUUGUCAGUUUCACUGUAUCUACAAUUCUCCAGUUCUCAAAUGAAACCGACAGAAUUGCCCUUAUAGAUUUUAAACAUCGGAUUUUCGAUGAUUCCCAUGGAGUAUUACUUAACUCCUGGAAUGAUUCCCAACAUCAUUGUCACUGGCAAGGAGUGAGUUGCGGUCGCCAAAACCAACGAGUUGUGGCAUUGAGGCUUGCUGAUAUGGGUUUGGUCGGAACCAUAUCUCCUCACAUAGGAAACCUCACUUUCCUCAGACAACUGAAUCUCAGUACCAAUAAGCUGUCCGGCCAAAUCCCAGGAGAGAUUGGUCGUUUGUUUCGACUAAGAUCUCUCGACCUGUCUGUCAACGCACUAACUGGAGAACUACUCGCGGCUAAUCUUAGCAGUUGCUUACAACUCAGGGAAAUCUUCCUUUACCUAAAUGGCCUCCAUGGGAAGCUCCCUGGCGAGCUAGCUAAUUUGCAGAAGCUGCAAAGUCUCUCUCUUGAUGCAAACCAAUUGACAGGUGAAAUCCCUCCAUCUUUUGGGAAUCUUUCAUCCCUUUCAGGAUUGGGAAUGGAGUAUAAUCAUCUGGAGGGGAACAUUCCUGAAGAGAUUACAAAGUGUCGCGGUUUGCUUUUGCUUUCACUGGGUGCUAACAAUCUCACUGGUACACUAUCUUCUGCUUUCUUCAAUAUGACUUCCAUUAUCAACUUUUCAAUUACACAAAACUCGCUCCAAGGGACCAUUCCAAGCACCAUAGGAGACACCAUGCCUAACUUGAGAGGUUUCUAUUUUGGUAUCAACAAAUUUCAUGGGACUAUCCCCACUUCAUUUCUCAAUGCCUCUAAGCUUCAACUUCUUGAGUUAUCACAAAACUAUUUUGUAGGCAAAGUUCCAGACGAUAUUGGGAGGUUAAAAGAUCUCCAGCGUUUGAACCUUCAAUACAAUUUUCUUGGUGGCAAUGACUUGGCUUUCAUAACCUCUCUUUCAAAUUGUAGUGAUUUAACACAAUUUUCCAUUGCUGGAAAUAGAUUUGUAGGCAAAUUGCCAAACACCGUAGCUAACCUCUCGUCCAAACUCUCUUUUUUGAGUUUAGCGGGGAAUAAGUUUUCUGGAACGAUGCCAAUAGGAAUAAAUAAUCUAGCUAGCUUGAUUGAUUUAGAACUAGAAGAUAACCAUUUAUCAGGUGUUAUUCCUAGUGAGAUAGGUGACUUAAAAAAUCUACAAGUACUAGACUUGCAAAAAAACCAAUUCUCUGGAAAAAUACCACUUGUUCUUUUUAACAUCACCUCUUUAUCUUCUCUAUUUAUGGACCACAACAACUUAGAUGGCUACCUACCUUCAAGUGUGGGAAACCUUUGGAAUUUGAAUGAAUUGUACUUGUCACAUAAUAGACUCGAUGGCGUCAUUCUUGGAAAAAUUUUUGAUUUGCCAUCUUUGUCUAAGUACCUUGACCUCUCUAGUAAUUCAUUCACUGGCCUGUUAUCUCCUGAUGUGGGCAAAUUGAAGAAACUGAAUACCUUAAACAUCUCUAGAAACAAAUUAUCGGGCAAAAUUCCAGAAACAAUAGGGGAUUGUUUGAGCCUUGAAUAUCUUGAUAUGCAUGCCAAUCACUUUGAAGGAAAAAUCCCACCUUCUAUGGUUUCCCUAAAAGGCAUUAGGCAUUUAGAUUUCUCAAACAACAAGUUGACAGGAGAGAUACCAAGAGAACUCCAAGACCUCUCUUUCUUGCAAUAUUUGAAUCUUUCUUUCAAUGAUCUGGAAGGUGAGGUGCCAACAAAUGGAAUUUUUGCUAAGGCAAACCAUGUAUCAUUGGUUGGAAACAAAAAACUUUGUGGUGGUAUACCUGAGCUAAAGCUGCCUCCAUGUCAUGUGAAGAAAACAAAACACAAAAAUCAUUUAAAGCUUAUGAUUGUUAUCUUCACAUGUAUCUGCUCGGCUCUGGUGUUUGCAUCAUUCAUUGCUAUUCUAACAUUGUGUUGGAGGAAGCAAAAAAGGAUGGAGUCAGCUAAGCCAUCCAAAGUUGAAAAGCUUUACAAAAUACCUUAUAGAGACCUGCAUCAAGCUACUGAUGGUUUCUCUGAGACAAAUUUGAUCGGUUCGGGAAGUUUUGGCUCUGUUUACAAAGGAAGAUUUGAGCAAGGUGGAGGAGAACAAACAAUUGCGGUGAAGGUAAUGAAUUCAAAGCUUUGGUUUAUGAGUUCAUGGAAAAUGGGGAUUUGGAUAUGUGGUUGCAUACACAUUCAUCUAAUGCAAGGACAACCGUUCUAAGUGUUCUUCAAAGGUUAAACAUUGCAAUUGAUGUAGCUUCUGCAUUGCAUUAUCUCCAUGAUGAUUGUGAGCCGACGGUUAUUCAUUGUGAUCUAAAGCCAAGUAACAUUCUGCUUGACAAAGACUUAACUGCUCAUGUUGGAGACUUUGGUAUAUC